AUGGCAUCCCAGCAGGCUGUUCCUAUCGAAACUAUACUAGCUGCUAUCUAUCAACUAGGAGCUACACUAUCAGCAGCUGCAAAUACCCCGUCGCCAUCGAUUUCAUCCAGUACAUCAUCAAUUCUACUCAGUACACCAUCAAUUCUACCCAGUACACCAUCGAUUCCAACCGGUAGAUCAUCGAUUUCAACCAGCGCACCAUCGGUUCCGGGUAUACAGGCACCGCCACAGCUCAAUACACGCUUUGCGGCUCUCUCUGGUACUACAAGCCAGGCCCGAAAUGCUUAUACUGGGCGCCUACCACUAGUGGUUAAGCCUCCGGUUGAUGAGGAUAUUGUAUUCAAUGUGACCUACUACCUAAAAGUAGUGGAUUAUGAUAUUCACCCAAUCAAGGAUGCCCAUACCACGAUAUACGUAUCAUCCUCUCAGCAAUGGAGCUCCCUACAUGUCUUCUUAUCCGAUCUACAUCGCCGACUACAAGGUUUACGCAGCGCUGAUUACUCGGCGGAUAUCGAGGAUACUCCCUUACUCGCUCGGGACGUAUUUCCGACUAGUAAGACUGGGCCAUUAACAGCGCGCUGGCUCGAACCUACUAGUUUUACUAGUGAUGGUGACCCUACAGUGUUGACUAUCCAGCAACUUUGUCGAGUAGCGAGCAAGGAGAAGGGCAUGCCCAUCUUCCAUGUCAUUAUACAACGAUCACAGCAGGGGGAAGGUAGGCUAACGUACAGGCCGCUAUCAGUUGAAUCUGAAGACGCAGCUACAUACAUGGAACGCGUGGCAGAGGAACGCCUAGCUAGGGAACGCUUAGCUACCAUCAUGGAUGGCACAGCUUCCAUCGUGGAUGGCCCAGCUUCCAUCGUGGAUGGCCCAGCUUCCAUCGUGGCAGAGCCUACACAGCGCAGGGCUAGCCAGAAUGCAUCAAAGAAGGGAAGACCUCGUAAUUCUCCUCCGCCAGCUAUAGUGCAAAGGAACCUGCGUCGGCGACGUCGAAAAUGA
Penicillium subrubescens is the source of this 999-nucleotide messenger RNA. RefSeq lists its product as uncharacterized. The record is from RefSeq and is a predicted model, not a curated record. Bases 1 to 999 code for a protein of 332 amino acids. The transcript is spliced from 2 exons. NCBI's taxonomy places the organism in Eukaryota, Fungi, Ascomycota, Eurotiomycetes, Eurotiales, Aspergillaceae.